AUGGCGAGUCGCGGCGGCUUGGCCCGGGGCAUCUCUCUCUCCCUCUCCGUCAGCCUCCUCUUGCUGCUGUUCUGCGCCGCCGCUCAAGCAUCUGUAGGAGAUCGUCUGCCCUCGUUUCGCGAAUGCCUCGAGGUCUGCCAGGCUGAAAACUGCGGAUCCGGAAAGGCACACACCCCUAUUCCUCUGCUCCACCGCAUCUUGCUCUGGGACUGCGCCUCCGAAUGCGACUACACGUGCCAGCACAUCAUCACGGACCAACGCAUCGCCUCCGCGGAACCCGUCGUCCAGUUCCACGGCAAAUGGCCGUUCCGCCGCUUCCUCGGCAUGCAGGAGCCCUUCAGCGUCCUCUUCUCCCUCGGAAACCUCUGGGCCCACCACGACGGCUUGCGCAAGAUUCGCGCCCGCGUUCCCUCCACGUACACCCUGCGGCCGUUCUACAUCGUCCUGGCGCACGUGGGCAUGGCCAGCUGGUUCUUCAGCGCCCUCUUCCACACGCGCGAUUUCCAGGCCACCGAGGAGCUGGACUACUUCGCCGCGGGGGCCAACGUCCUCUACGGCCUGUACUACACGGCCGUUCGCAUCUUCCGCCUCGACCGCCCGUCUGCCCAGCGGCGAAGCGCGCUCAGGGCGUGGACUGCGAUGUGUCUGGUGCUGUACCUGCUCCACGUGGCGUACCUCAAGGGCGUGAGGUGGGAUUACACAUACAACAUGGCUGCCAAUGUUGUCGUCGGCGUCGCGCAGAACAUCCUGUGGACCUGGUUCAGCGUCACUAGCUACCAGAAAUCCAAGAGCUUGUGGUCCAUCGUGCCCGUUGCCGUGGUCGCAUGGGUCAUGGUGGCUAUGAGCAUGGAGCUCUUUGACUUUCCGCCUUGGCUGGGCUGCAUCGACGCUCACAGCCUGUGGCAUCUUAUGACGAUUGGGCCUACCGUGCUCAUGUACAACUUCUUGCUCAAGGACACGCAAGACACCAUGGCUGGAACGCAGAGAUACAAAGCAUGA
Molecule: messenger RNA, 999 nt
Organism: Ustilaginoidea virens
Lineage: Eukaryota; Fungi; Ascomycota; Sordariomycetes; Hypocreales; Clavicipitaceae
Exons: 4
Coding region: 1-999 (332 amino acids)
Biological process (GO): GPI anchor biosynthetic process
Cellular component (GO): endoplasmic reticulum membrane
Molecular function (GO): hydrolase activity, acting on ester bonds
Source: RefSeq, a predicted model, not a curated record